Hydatigera taeniaeformis is the source of this 2304-nucleotide messenger RNA. The record is from the annotation of a GenBank genome assembly. NCBI's taxonomy places the organism in Eukaryota, Metazoa, Platyhelminthes, Cestoda, Cyclophyllidea, Taeniidae.
AUGCAUUCAUCAAUAGUUCCUCCAGGAAAAACUCUUCCAAGGGUGUGGGAGAAGGUGAAAAAUGAGAAUCCACAAUUGAAGUUAUGGGAGGUUGGACGCAUCAUCGGGCAGAUGUGGCGUGAGUUGCCUGAUGAGGAAAAAAACAUUUACAUUGAAGAGUACGAGGCUGAAAAACAACGCUACAAUGAUACCCUUCGUCAGUACCACAGUUCUCCUGCCUACCAAGCGUGGGUUGUUGCCAAGGAAAGAGCUGAAAAAGUUAUCGAGGAGGAAGAGCGUCGAAGUGCUGCAAGAUCGCGUGAAAAGCAUGAACCGCCUGUCGAUUUGCGAGAGUCCUAUAUUUUGGAAGAUAAUGAAGAGGAUCCAGACGAACAAUUCACCGUGAAGCACGUGGCGGCGGCUCGUUUCCAACGCAACCAUCGCCUCAUGCACGAAAUUCUCAACGACACGAAACUCCCCGAUCCUGGCCAGUUAAUUACUGAGACUCGUAUACAAACUCUGCAAAUGCAGGUCAAACAGUUGAAGAGCCACAAGAAGAAUUUAUGCAGUGAGAUAGAAAACUGUGAGCUACGGCACCAAGCUAAGAUGCACCGCAUCCAAGACGAGUCGGCUGCAUUUUACACCGAAUAUCGCAAAUUAAUGGCUCAAACUCCUCGCAUCUCGGAAUCUCAAUUCGCUGAGAUGAUAGUCAAGGCGAAACAAGAUUUGGAUCGUGAAGAGGAGAAGAAGCGCGAGCGCCAGGCUGCGGAAAAUGAAGCCCGUAAACAGCGUGCUCAGCAGAGAGAGGCCGAAAUGGCAGAGGCCGAGAGGCGACGUCAAGCUCAGCUUCUCCAACAGCAGCAACAGCAACAAAUGCAGGCUGCGUCUCAGGUUCCUCAUGUGCCUAAUCAAGUGCCUCCAAUGGAGGAUCCAGCGUAUUCACAGGCAUCACAGCAAGUUCAAUACAAUCGGAAAACAUAUCCUUGCCCCCCUCCUCCAGGAUCUCAAGCGUAUCCACCUCCGCCCCAUUACGCUCCUUCAUCAACACAGCCACCACCAUCCACGGAGGGAGUGAUGGAAUUGGAGAGGAAUAACAGUGCACUUGUUGAAGAGUCAAUAAAGAAGGAUGCUCCUGCUUCUGAACCGGGCGUAGAAGGGGAUGAUCCCAGCUCCAAAAUUACACAGGAUCAACAACAGUCGGUGGUCCAAAGCUCAUCAGCUGUAAUGGGUGGUAGUUCGCAACCUCCCCCUCCCAAUUACACAAUGCCGUCGAAUCAACAACCACCGCAACCAUCAUUACCCGACUAUCAAUACCACCAACAGCAGCAACAGCCUCAACAACAGUCAAUUCCACAGCCGUCUCCUAUCCAGGGUCGUUACCCUCCAAAUUACUAUCCUCAAAGUGGAAGACCUCCCUACACGGGUUAUCCCGCCCCUCAGCCUCAACAGGCACCUCCGCCGCCUCCACCUAGCUACCCAGCCUCACAACCACAGCAGAUGUACCCUUCGUGGCAAGGGCAGUACCAACAGCAGCAACAAUCGGGAUACCCAGGUGGAGGCAUGGUACCACCGCAAAGAUAUCCUCCACCACCACAUGGCUACCAGCGUCCACCUUACUCGGAGGUUCAGGCUCCGCCUGUGCCUCCACCCUACCAGCAACAACAACAAGCGCCAGUAAUGCAUCAUCCGCAUCAACAGAGCUAUUGGCCGCAGCAACAACAGCAGCCUCCGUCGCAACAGUCCGACAUGCCUCAACAGCCACCGCCUCCGGGACAUUACCCGGUCUCCUCAGCCUCUGCUGACCCGCAGAUGGGAAUGAUUCCUCAGAACCAGCCGCCACUACCUUCUCAACAGGCUGCGGCUCCUUCUGCUGGGUACUAUCAGGGCUACGGUGGAGCUCCACCGCCGGGCUAUGGGGUUCCAUCAUCUCAAAGCGGAGUCUACUUUAACGGUCCCCCACCACAACAACAGCAACCGAUGGCACCAGGUGGUGGCUAUGGGCAUCAGCCCUACAUGCAGCCACAACAGCAGCAUUGGCCACAGCAAUAUCCAUCGGGUUAUCCAUCUUCACAGACACCGCAGAGACCCUCGAUGGCUCCACAGUCUGGCCCACCUCCUCAACCUCAGCCCACUUCUCAGGCUUCCCACCCACAACAGCCGCAGCCGCAGCAACAGCAGCAACACUCAAUGGGUGCUCCUGCGACUUCAGGGGGUGCUGGUGGCGGUGGCGUGGCAUCGCCAGCGGACCCAUCGACCAUACGGAGACCCUCGCCCAACCCUCAGCAUCCCGCUGCUACCCCAACUCCACCGGCUCCUGGUCAGUAA